Nematocida parisii ERTm1 is the source of this 423-nucleotide messenger RNA. Its product is annotated as 40s ribosomal protein s23. Gene Ontology annotation, molecular function: structural constituent of ribosome. Gene Ontology annotation, biological process: translation. The transcript has a single exon. Gene Ontology annotation, cellular component: cytosolic small ribosomal subunit; ribosome. The record is from RefSeq and is a predicted model, not a curated record. The coding region runs from base 1 to 423 and encodes 140 amino acids. NCBI's taxonomy places the organism in Eukaryota, Fungi, Microsporidia.
AUGCGAGGAUUAUACUGUGGAGGAUUACUUAAAAAAAGAAGCCAUUUAAACAGAAAGGCUGACAGCAAAUACAAGGCAAGACUCUUUGGAACUAACGUUCUGAGUGACCCAAUUGGUGGGGCACCCCAGGCAAAAGGGAUUGUACUAGAGAAGAUUGGUCUUGGUGCCAAGCAGCCUAACUCUGCCGUAAGAAAGGCCGUCAGAAUUCAGCUAAUCAAGAGUGGAAAGAAAAUUACUGCAUAUGUUCCAAAAGACGGUAUGCUUAACAGUAUAGAAAUCAACGACACCGUGACUGUUGAAGGAUUCGGUAACAAAGGAAGAUCCAAGGGAGAUAUUCCGGGAAUUGCCUUCAAGGUAAGCAAGAUAGGAGAUGUCUCUUUACUUGCUAUUUACUUGGGAAAGAAAGAAAAGUCUUCAAGAUAA